AUGCGCGAACCGAGCUUGACCAUGAUAAAAGCCGCCCUCCGCCGCCUCUCCUCAGCCCUAAGCACCUUCCUCCACUACUUCAAGGCCUCCAAACCCGCAAGCAUGCCAUCCGCAGUCUACCAGGCCAAGAUGAACGGCUCCAAGCCCGCCCCCGUCCCCCGGACCUACGAAACCCUAAGCAAGACCCUCCUCUUCCCGAACCUCGAGGAGAAAGAAUGGUGGGAGGCCACCGGCCCCAUGCUCUCCAAGAUGCUGUCCGACGCAGACUACGACAUCCACCACCAGUUCCACUACCUCAACCUCUGGGCCGCCCACAUCAUCCCCUUCCUCGGCCCCUUCCCCAAGUCCCGCCCGGGCCUCUACAAGUGCGCCCUCGGCGGCCUGGGCUCCAUGGAGUUCAGCCAGAACUUCACCAAGGCCGGCGCCACCGUCCGUCUCACCUUCGAGCCGACUAGCUACGCCGCGAGCACGGGCGACGACCUCUGCAAUCGCGGCAUGGUCGACGAGUCGCUCCGCCGCCUGAAGCGCAUCUCCCCCGCCGUCGACCUAACCCUCUACCACGAGCUCCUGUGCAAACUCACCCUCACAGACGCCGACGAACAAGCCCUAGUCAACCGCGACGCGGUCGCCGAUCAAGCCGUUAAAACACAGACAAUGGUAGCGCUGGACAUGAAGGGCGGGGACAUCGCCGCGAAGCUGUACCUCGUCCCGGCGCUCAAGUCCCUCGCAACAGGAACACCAAUGUGGACGCUCCUCCGCGACGCCGUGCGCGCCGUCGACAGCACCGUCGGCGGGAUCUUCACGCAGGGCCUGGCGAACGUCGAGUCGUACAUCGCCAAUGCACCACCAAGUCUGCACGCCGACAUGCUCUCGUGCGACCUGGUGGCGCCCACGAAAACCCGCUUCAAGAUCUACGUCUCCGAGUUCGACGUCAACUUCGACCGCAUCGUCGAUAUCUGGACGCUGGGCGGGAAGAUCCAGGGCGACGAGACGACGCACGGCCUCGCCAUCCUCAAGGGCAUCUGGGAUGCGCUGGAUAUCCAGACCGGACUGCGCCCCCCGCCCGACCUGAAUCGGCCCAGCCCGACCCUUCCGCCGGAUGAGCUGCCCAUCGUCGUGAACCUGGAGAUCAAGCCCGGUGGGGUCUGGCCGCAGCCGAAGAUGUACUUUGCGCUUCCCGGGCAGAAUAGUCUUGCUGUUGCGAGGGCUGUGGAGGGUGUGUUUCGCAGCUGGGGGUGGGAGGAGCAUGCGGAUUCUUAUAUUCGGAAUGUGCAAUCUUAUAAGCCUGAUGUCUCGCUCGAAGAGAGCUCCAACGUCUUCUCCUGGCUGUCGUUCAGCUACAGCACGAAAACCGGCCCUUACGUGACUAUGUACUACCAUUAG
Molecule: messenger RNA, 1383 nt
Organism: Aspergillus mulundensis
Lineage: Eukaryota; Fungi; Ascomycota; Eurotiomycetes; Eurotiales; Aspergillaceae
Exons: 2
Coding region: 1-1383 (460 amino acids)
Biological process (GO): alkaloid metabolic process
Molecular function (GO): transferase activity, transferring alkyl or aryl (other than methyl) groups
Source: RefSeq, a predicted model, not a curated record